CACAGGUAUAUACCAAGAACUUCUGGAGAAGUCCAGAAAGUGAAUCAACGCUACUCCAUCCCUUCCAGAACUGUCCAAAUUUCCCUUUAAAUGCUGAAGCCAACUCUCUGUAUCUCAUACAGUCAAGGACAGCAAUCUGAAAUUCACCCUGUAACAAAAAGCUUAUUGUUGAAGCUCUGAGGAGAAGAAGAAAGAUGUCACACUGUUUAUCAAACUUGUCAAUUUCCUACCCCAUCUCAUCCCAAACUGCCCUUUUUCCUCACAAUCCCAGUCCUUUCCAAUCAAGAUCUUCCCACUUCUUGAGGACUCCAAUUUCUGACAGGAAUUGGGCCCAGAAUGUAGUCAGAGCUAUGGCAGCCGAAGGCAGGGAUAACCUCGAUCAUCUUCAAAGACCAACCAAGCAGCAGCCGAGGAAAAGAUCAGCGCCAGUUGCCCCGACAGGUUUAUGGGACAGGUUUCCAACAGCUAGGACAGUGCAGCAAAUGAUGGAAACAAUGGAAAGAAUGAUGGAGGACCCUUUUGCCUAUAGCGGCGGAUGGCCGUCGCCGUUGCCUCCAGCAGAUAGUGUAGGUUACAGCAGGGGAAGAACACCCUGGGAGAUCAAGGAAGCUGAAACAGAAUACAAGAUGAGGUUCGAUAUGCCUGGAAUGACUAAAGAAGACGUGAAGGUUUGGGUUGAGGAGAAAAUGUUAGUGGUUAAGGCUGAGAAAUCGCCCCAGAAAGGGAGUGAAAAUGAGGAAGAAAAUGGUGAGGAUUGGUCUCCUAAGAGCUAUGGGAGGUACAGUAGUAGAAUUGCUUUGCCUGAGAAUGUCCAGUUUGAGAAAAUUAAGGCUGAGGUUAAGGAUGGUGUCUUGUACAUAACCAUACCAAAGGCAAGUAGCAGUGCCAAGAUUUUUGAUAUCAAUGUUGAAUGAGAAGUUAUAAAGAGAAUGUAAAUGAUGUAUCAUAUAUAUAAAGUUUUUCAAUUUUAGAAUGUGAUUUUCUUGUAUGUUUGAGUUCAUUACAUUUCAAGGGGAAAGGUUUCUGUAUAACUAUGAAA
Molecule: messenger RNA, 1039 nt
Organism: Sesamum indicum (sesame)
Lineage: Eukaryota; Viridiplantae; Streptophyta; Magnoliopsida; Lamiales; Pedaliaceae
Product: small heat shock protein, chloroplastic
Biological process (GO): response to heat
Source: RefSeq, a predicted model, not a curated record